This is a messenger RNA of Mesorhabditis spiculigera, 4452 nucleotides long. Lineage: Eukaryota; Metazoa; Nematoda; Chromadorea; Rhabditida; Rhabditidae. The record is from the annotation of a GenBank genome assembly.
AUGCGCUCACUGUUCGUCCUCGGCGUCGUGAUACACCUUGCGCUCCUCUACUCCAUCUUUGAUAUUUAUUUCUCAUCUCCGAUUAUCUAUGGACUUCCGGCGCACGAAAUUGCGCAAAGCGGCGCACCGGCGAAACGAGUGAUCUUCUUCAGUGCCGAUGGCCUCCGAUACGAUACAUUCGUCAAUAACCCGGACAAGUCUCCAUUCCUCCACGGCAUAAUCCGGAACAACCAGGGCGUAUCGGGCGUUUCCACAUCUCAUAUGCCAACGGAAUCACGGCCUGGACAUGUCGCUCUAUUUGCUGGUUUCACCGAAGAUGUCAGCGCCGUGACUGCCGGCUGGAAGAAGAAUCCGGUGCCAUUUGACUCCAUUUUCAAUAGAUCGGGCGAAUCGUGGUUGAUCGGAAGUCCGGACAUUGUGGAACUGUUCCCGGCUGCCCACAUCAAUAUCCAAAGCUACUCGGCUAGCGAAGAGGAUUUCUCGUCAAACGAGGCGCAUAAACUCGACGAAUGGGUUUUCCAGCGCUUUGAGAAACUGCUUCAUGAAGCUGACCGGGAUGCGAUGUUGGACCAAAGAUUGAGAGCGGAGAAGCGGAUGUUCUUUUUACAUCUGCUGGGUUUGGAUACGAAUGGGCAUGGCCAUAAGCCGGCUUCAUCGGAAUACAUCAACAAUAUCGCGGUGGUAGACGCCGGGAUAGAUCGAGUGACAAAGCUAGCGUCCGAAUUUUUUGGCGACGAUGGCACGGCGUUCAUCUUGACUGCUGAUCAUGGGAUGACGGAUUGGGGCUCGCAUGGUGCCGGUAGUGAUGCCGAGGUGCUGACCCCUUUCGUUGCCUGGGGCGCCGGUGUCAAGAGUUCUGGCGCAAGAAUUAAUAUUUCGCAGGUGGACGUGGCCGUCCUUCUCUCGUCAUUGCUCGGCGUCCCAAUCCCCGUCAAUUCGGCCGGCAUCUUACCGAAAGACGUUCUGGCUGCCAGCGAGGAGUACAUCUUCCGCGCCAAUUAUGCAAAUUUCCAACAGCUCCGCGAGCAAAUGAUGCAUCUGCGAGCGGAAAAGGAGCGCCGGCUCUGGUUUACUGAAUACAGCAAGUUUGGCACGCGGGCUUUGGAGUCACUGACCGAGCAGUUGCGGGCCUUGAGCCGGAAUCGCCGCUUCAAUGCCGCCACAACCAUGUGGACCGAACAUGCCCAAUUGCUACGAGAUGCGAUUUUUCACUAUCAUCGCUAUGAUAGAGGCUUCUUUGGGCUGUGCAUAUCCGCCUCUUUUCUACUCUGGGUGGCUCUGGUCAUUAGUGUUGUCACCAGACCAGUUCCCACUAAUAUCUACUCAAAAGCGAUGCUGACCCCUCCACCGGGCUUCAUCGCAUUGUACGUGCUCGUGAUGCUGCUCUGCCUCUAUUGCCGAUUCACAAUCACUUGUUCGGUCUAUGUUCUAAUGCCUAUAUUUUUGGCCACAUUGCUGAGAAAUGUUUACCGGAAUGCUGCUAGCCCGUAUUCGAAACCCGUCUCGGACCCGGCCCAAAAAAUCCGGCGCUUUCUGCCGUUGAUCGUUCUUUUAGGAUUUUCCAUUCUUCCAUUCGUCUCGGUGUUCUCGGACCGUCGUGCCUUGUCGCUCGUCUUCUUUUUGCUCAACCUUGUGCCCUAUGCUUACGGGAAAAUUGAACGCUAUGAUAGCAAACUGAUGUGGCAUCUGGUGUGUAGCGCCCUAUGUGUAUUUCCAUUCCUGUCGACGGUGGGCAGAGACCAACAUCCCUGGCUGUGCAUCUCGGCCCCAAUUGUUAUGGGAGUUAUAUAUCGGAUCGCAGCUGAGCACCAUUUCUUCGCGGCUAAUAACGAUAUCAUCCGAAAAGCGGCUUCUGCGAAUUUUUUCGCGGCUUUGCUCAUCUUCAUCACCGAAUAUACUCCCCUACUCAUCCGUGCGAUUUGUUGGAUGACAUUGCCCGCAGCAUUCAUCCUGCCCAUCCUAUGGUCUCGCCGGAAAAUCGUCGACCGCUUGGCCGCAUUUCUUGGAUUUCUCUUCGUACCAUAUUCAUUGCUCUCCAUCGCCUACGAAUCGGUGUUUGUUCUGUUUUUUGUGGCUCUACUAAUAUUACUGCUUCGAUUCGAGUUUGCAAAUUUUUCGGAUACGGUGCUGCUGCAGUUGGAAGCGGCAACGAGAAAAACUAGUGGAUUAUUCGACGAGUUGUCGGUACGUGAUGUCGUGAGAACGUGGACUGUCGUCGCCUUGGUCCUUGGCGCGCUGUUCGGGACGGGCAAUUUCGCCUCGCUGAAUUCUUUCAACCCAUCCACCCUCCAUCGCUUCAUCUCGGUUUUCAGCCCUUUUACAAUGGCCAUGCUUUUAGUCUUCAAACUAAUCAUCCCGUUGCUGAUGCUCACCAUGGUUUUCUCGGCAAUUCUUCUUUUCGAUAUUGAUGCAAUCAAUCGUCUCUCCUACCUAACGUUGGCCAUUACUGAUGUGAUCGCUAUGUGCCUUUUCUACCAACUGAAAGACACGGGCUCCUGGCUCGACAUUGGCCUAUCAAUUUCUGCUCAAUUGAUGAGCAACAAUCCACCCGAAGAUAUAAAUGGAGACGAUUCUCUACUUGACUGGGAAGCCGAAACUUCCUCUUUCCUCAACGACCCUGAAGCUGGUGUUACCUUCGAUGAAAGAGUCCGGAAAAUAGGCCGUGCACCGACAGAUGAAGAUGACGAGACCCUAGAAACCCUGCGAAAUGAACCGGGCCCCAGCCGUCAGCCAGGUCUCAAAAAGAUUUCGACGGCAGUCGCUCUCAAUAAUGUCGGCACUGAUCAAACGAGUCGCGCGAUCGUCGAAGAAUUCUUGGACAGCAUUUCUUCUGAACAGCGGGAACUCGUCAAAUCAAAUAUUACCACUUUAUUCGCCGAGCUGCUCGCCAGGGGUCGGACGGUGCCUCGAGAUCGACUUCGUAACUUCUUGCAGCGCGUUUUUCGCGAUCUGUCAGUCAAUGGAGAUAGGCUGUAUUUUGGCAGCGGGGUCAAAAUCAACCAAGACGCCAGCCGCUACAAUGAGGACUUCGUGGAGGUCAACCAGCUUGGAAAGGGCGGUUUUGGCCAAGUAAAGCACGUCCUUUCUCGACUCGACCAAUGCCAUUAUGCAGUGAAGAAAAUCCGCUUGAACCAGAAUUGCCCAGCGCCAAAGAAGGUACUUGCCGAAGUUAUGACAAUGGCUCGCCUUGAUCAUCCGAAUGUUGUACGAUAUCAUACGGCUUGGAUGGAGGCUGAUAGCCAAUCUACUCCGCCCGGUCGGCGAAGGCGCCUCUCGAGCCGGUGCGGCCCGAAGGUUGUCGAGCUGUUGAGUUCCGAUGAAGAAGAUGAAGAUGAUGCGCAGCCAGAAAAUAAUUUGCCUAGCAUUUCGGGACAUAAUGAAAUCGACCGGGAAGAGGAGGGCAGCUCUUACAAUCCAUCAUUUGGCGAUACCUCAUCGGCUAUUCGCACACCGGCUCCGAUGGGCCGUUUCUUUGCUGCCGGAGAUUCAUCUACAGAUUCAUCAAGUGAAGAGUCUAUCCCAGAUGAAAAGCAAGAACAAACAACACAAAAGUCGUCCAGCGGCUCGGAGACACCGACUGCUUUCACAUCUGGCUCUGUUUCAAUGCGAGAAGUCAUGGAACUGCGCGCGCCUGAACGCCUCUCAAAAAUGGCCAAAUUUGUCGAUAUGUCGCAGCAGACACUGCCUACAACUGGCCUCAACAUAUUCAUCCAAAUGGAACUUUGCGAGCAGACGUUGACGGAAUACCUUCAAGAACGAAAUGCAGCGAUGCACACUAACAUGUUGUCCGAAGAAAACGCCAAGGAAACACUGCGCUUUUCCAUCGACUUGAUGAGCGCCGUCGAAUAUCUGCACGCCAAUUUGGUCAUUCAUCGCGAUAUCAAGCCGGCCAAUAUCUUCCUAACGCAGAAGCCGGAUUGCAAACGGUUGAAACUAGGCGAUUUCGGACUAGCCACCCACGAGCCAAGGGAAGAUGUUUUCGUGCCUAUACAGCUCGACCGGAAGAUGUCAAUGGGCGUCGGUACGGCCUUGUACGCGGCGCCUGAACAAGUCAGGUCGUCCGAUUAUGGCAAUACGGUGGACAUCUUCAGCUGCGGGAUCGUGUUGUGCGAGUUGUUCGGUUGUUUCCAAACAAACAUGGAGCGUGUCGGAACAUUGGAAGCGGCGAGGCAGGGAAGAAUUCCGCUGUACCUCCUCAACUAUUCGCCGGACUUGUACAACACAGUCGUCACCAUGCUGUUCACCGAAUUGCCAGAAGCCCGCCCUAGUGCAGCCGAAGUUUUGCGACAUUUGGGAGGAAUUGACGAAGAAGUUUGUCACCCCGAGAGCCAGGCUGCGUGCAUUCGUCGUCUACGGGAAGAGGUGUGCGAUCUACGCCAACUUGUCGAUGCUCUCCAAGCAGUACGCGGAGUGUCGAUGAUGGCCAUGAAAGGAAGCUGGGAGAGCCCCUUU